GCAUCGCCCCUCAAGUGGGCGUGGUCUCAGCGGACCCGGAAGCGGCCGCCUUAAAGCGGCGUGGCGGCGCCCGCUCUGCCGCUGUUUACGCGCGCGCUGUUUCGGGUCUUUUUUUGUUACAUUUUAAUUUUUACAAUUCAAUAUUUUGUACAUUUUAACACCCCCCCCUUUUUGUACUUGUAAUAUACAGCGCACUGCAGGCACUGACGCACAGACGCAAGCGCGGUUCGUAAUUGCAUUAACACGUUAUACCACUCUUCUCAUUCACACGCUGGGAUAGGCACACUGACAAAGAUUACCCGUAUAGCCUGCAAUAGAUAACUGGAGUCGAAGGGGGGCAAGUGCUGUGCAUCAACUCAGACAGGCACGCACGCCACGCGUAUGCGCGCGUCGCGACUAGGCGCUGCGCUUCGUGCUAAAAGAAAGCGGUGAAGCAGGCGGCUGCAGGGUUUGCAAGCCCUGCAGGUCCCAAGCCCGGAGCGUGGCUGUCUGGUAGUGGUGGUGGUGCUGUGUGUGUCGGCCGCGUCCGCUGGCGGCAAUGGUGCUGGGCAAGGUGCGCUCGCUGCGCGUCGCCUUCGACUGCGAGCCGGGCCAGGCGCCCGUGUUCUCGGGCGGCGACGUGGUGGCGGGCCGCGUGCUGCUGGAGGCGGCGGGCGAGCUGCGGCUCCGCUCGCUCGUGCUGCAGGCGCGCGGCCACGCCAAGGUGCACUGGACCGAGUCUCGCAACGCGGGCUCCAACACGGCCUACACGCAGAACUACAGCGACGAGGUGGACUUCUUCAGCCACAGGGACGCCAUCAUCGAGCCCGAUACCGAAACGGCGGUGGAAAACCGUGAAGAAGCAACCACCGUCUUGCAGGCUGGAAAACACGAGUUUGCCUUCAGCUUCCAGCUGCCUCAGGGACCUCUUGCUACCUCCUUCGAAGGCAAAUACGGAUUUGUCCGCUACUGGGUCAAAGUGGAACUUCACCGCCCGUGGACCCUCGUGCAGAAAGCCAAGUCGGAGUUCACGGUCAUCGAGCAGGUCGACAUCAACACUCCGGACCUGCUGUCUCCUGCGGGCGGCACCAAGGAAAAGACUCUGUGCUGCUGGCUCUGCACCUCAGGACCCAUCUCGCUCUCUGCCAAAAUCCAGCGCAAGGGGUACUGCCCCGGCGAAUCGGUGCCCAUCAACGCGGAGAUCGAGAACUGCUCCUCCCGCCUGGUGGUGCCCAAAGCCGCCCUCUACCAGACGCAGACCUUCUGCGCCAAGGGAAAGCAGAAGGUGGUGCGCCAGCUUGUGUCCAACCUGCGGGGCGACUCCGUGUCCCCGGGGAUGGCGGAGGCGUGGAACAGCAAGCUGCUCAAAAUCCCGCCCAUCUCGCCGUCCAUUCUCGAGUGCGCUCUCAUCCGCGUCACCUACGAGCUGCUGAUUUACGUGGACAUCCCCGGCGCGCUGCAGCUGAGCCUUAGCCUGCCGCUGGUGAUCGGCACCGUCCCACUGCACGCCUUUGGCAGCCGCACCUCCAGCAUCAGCAGCCAGUGCAGCCUCGACCUGCAGUGGUUGCGCCUGGCGCUGCCCGACUCACCCGAAGAGCCACCACUGUAUGCGGACGUGGUGAGCGAGGAGCAGCGUCAGAGGAGUCUUCCGCCGUCUCGGCCUCGGGACGAGUUCGAGGGCGCCCUCGCGCGCCCCGUCUACGCCUAUGUGCAGGAGUUCCGCUACCAGCCUCCGCCACUCUACUCCGAGCUCGAUCCUCACCCAUCGGAAACCAGCGAAAGGAUCCCCUCGCACUGAACCUCGGAGACAACGCGACCGUCCGACCCGGUAAAACCGACGGGAGGAGCUGCACCCCCCACCCCCUCCCCGCGGCUCUGCAAGGUGCCGCGGAGAACACCGCGGCCGCCGCCGUCGUCACGACGAGGUUGGCGGCGACCGAUUUGCGCCCCCUCCCCACCCCGACCGGGGUGGCCGUCGUGCUGCUGCUGCUGCUGCUACGUGGCGGACACAGCGGCGAAGACUGCGAGACUGGAAGUACCAAAGCACAGCAAAAAAAAAAACGAAAGCGAGAGACGCGGACUCGCGGAGCACUUGCGCGCCGGUACCAUUCUUCUUCGGAGAGAGAGAGAGAGAGAGAAACCUGACCCCCCCGCUUCAGAAAGAGAACGGUUUUAUAUGAACAUGGACGGGAUUGUGUGUGCGUAGCGCUGGGACGAGGACACUUUUGGGGGGAAGGGGGUGGGGGGGAGGGGUUUUCCCCCACGCAAGAGUGAAGAAUGGUGCUGAAGAAAUAAAAAAAACGAAGCUUACUUUUAGAUGUAAGUAUUACUUAUCUGUGGUUUACAUGCUGUGUUGCCUCUGUUCACAUGGAAAACACAUUUGACGUCAUUAUCAUCGUCACCGACCCUGCGUUGGUUUCUCUCAUGGGCACGGCCUAGCGCUAAAGUAAAGUAUGUUUGUUUGGUUAAAGCUUACUUUUGCCAACAAAAACACUCAGGUAAUGCAGCUAUGCGAUUUGUUAUUUCUGUUUGUCUAUUGCGAGUUCCUGUGUGCACACGCGCUUGUUCAAAGUUUUGUAUUAUUAUUAUUUCCCUUUUGCAACUCGUUCAUAUGAAUUCUGCAUGUUCGAUCACACUAAAUAUGAAUGUACGGUUUUUUUGGGGAACAAACUUCUUAAUGAUUUUUAAAAAAAAUUCACGUGGAGGGGUAAAAAAAUCAUUACAAACGUUGAGUUAAAACAAAGAAGAAAAACUCAUUCGAAGUGAAGAUUUGACGUGGGGGUUUAAUUUUUCCAUGUGACUUGGAAGGCCCAUUUCAUUCCAUGCCCUCGGUCCGAAUGUAAACCCACAGAUGUUCCUUGUGCAAUAAUUGCUUUCGAGUGACGGGGAGUUCCGUCUUUUGAAUUCCUAUCCACGUCUAAUACAGGGCAUUUGUAUCGUUUUCAUGAUAUAACAAAAUUUAAAGCAUCGUUUGUGGAGGAAACGCUAGCACCCUGGUUGUGUGUGCGGGCGUGUGUUUUUUGUUGUGUUGGAACAGUUUUUAAACGUAGGAAGUUGCUUGUACAUUGUGAGUUGGAUAAUUGUAGCGAAUCUUUUUUUUGUACCGGAGUCUUGUGUUCACUUUAUUUAGAGGCGUGUAUUGGAAUGCGUUCUAGAGCUAUUACACACCAUAUACAAUCACUGCUUGCUCUUCCUAUGUAAUCUGUAUCCCCGUUUUUUUUGACGGACAUCAAUCGUAGCACUUUUUUUUCGGGGAGGGGUGGAUCCGGGGGUCGUUUGGUUCGUUUAAUGUUACAUUGUGAAUGGGGGGGUGGGGGGGUGGGGGGGUUCAGCUGCAAGGUUUUUUUAAACGAAUAAAAGCAAAAGUUAAAAAGCUAAAAAGUAUUUGUUGGUGUGGCGUUGCCACUCGUUGUCGCCUGCAUGCCGCGUGCCGUGCCGGCAGCUGGUCAGGCCGCCCCCCCCCCCCCCCCUCCGCUGGAACACUCCAGCCAGCCGUGUUGCGUUACUUCCCCCAGCCCCUCCCGCUGUUACGAGGGACACAUAAGUCUCUCGGUCUCUUGUGUUGGUUGGAAACCCCUUUUACGAUGCGGUUUGCGCCUUCCCUUUGCCAAAUAAAUCAAAGCAAAAUGAA
Petromyzon marinus (sea lamprey) is the source of this 3610-nucleotide messenger RNA. RefSeq names its product arrestin domain containing 3 (gene ARRDC3). Gene Ontology annotation, cellular component: cytoplasm. Gene Ontology annotation, biological process: protein transport. Lineage: Eukaryota; Metazoa; Chordata; Hyperoartia; Petromyzontiformes; Petromyzontidae. The record is from RefSeq and is a predicted model, not a curated record.